AUUUCCGACAGUACCUGAAGGUAACAUUAGUAGCUACCAUUUACCUUUAGCCACUCAGUUGUAGCUAGCUUUCUCAAACAUGUUUGCCAUAUUUGCGGUCAUAAAGGCAGCUGUCAAUUAGUCGAGUACAGACGAAUGACUAAAACCAAACCAGCAAUGUAUUUAACUUCUCGAGUUUUAAGCAGGUAAUACAUUAGAGGUGGCUAGCUAGCUAAAGUUCGCCAGGUAGCUAACAGCUAAUAACAGCACUGGUUGUCUGCGGAGUAACCAUCUUCUGAACUUAGUUUGUCGUUUAACGUUACUCACUAUUAAAAACAAAAGAGAAAAAACAACCAGCACAUUAAGGUAGCUUGUUAAUUUCUAUCUGACGAUGGACAAGUUUGUAGUCCGGCUCCCAAAGGGGGAAACACCAACAAAAUCGAAAAGCAACGAAAAGGUUUACAAACAAGCUACAAUUGAAUCUUUACGGAGGGUGGUUGUGAUUGAGGACAUCAUGCGCUACAAGUCCAUGUUGGAGCUACCAGAACAGAGCAAAGACAACCUGCUGAGUGCCCUGACAGACCUGAGCAAGAAGAUCCCAUCCAGGGAGGUGCUGAAGUCAACUAAAAUAGGUCACACUGUCAACAAAAUGCGAAAGCAUCUGGACCCUGAGGUGAGUUCAAUGGCAGCAAAGGUUUACACCGACUGGAGGACAUUCAUCGAGGAGAAUUCCAAUAAGCCGUCUAUUGAAGUGCGCUCUGACAAACAAUCUGAAGGACUCCGGAGCAACGCUAGAAGACUAAUGUCUGAAGCCCUGGAGGUCAAGGAGGAUUCUGGUCUCAUAGACAACAUUGAGAGAGAGGUGUUUCACCAGAGCUGCCGGUUAGUCAGCAGCUCAUACAGACGGACUAUCAGAGCGCUGGUGUUUGCCUUCAAACACAACCCUGAGAUCAGAGCUCAAGUGAAGGAAAACGCAGUGUCAGUUGACCAGCUGGUUUCUAAAUACAAGAAAUAACUGAUAACCAAGCAAAACCUUUGACUACAUAUUGAAGACAUAUGGAUGUUUUACUUGAAAAUUUUUUUGAUGCAUACACAUUUUAUUGUUUUUUUUUUUAAUCAUUUUUAAAAGAUAUUUUUUCAUUUUCUGUAAAAUGUAUAAAAUACUUUUACACCCUGUGGCACAUCAGCAACCUUACACUGUUUUAUGCAUUUAAAUCACUGUCGAGAAUAUGUAAUUUAUUGUUGUGAUGAUGAUGAUGAUGAUGCCAUUCCUUUUUUAUACUCCUGGUCAACACUUUUAUACAAAAUAUGAUUGAAAAUGA
Messenger RNA from Acanthopagrus latus (yellowfin seabream), 1301 nucleotides. It is a transcript of the gene tceanc2, whose product is annotated as transcription elongation factor A (SII) N-terminal and central domain containing 2. Gene Ontology annotation, cellular component: nucleus. The record is from RefSeq and is a predicted model, not a curated record. Bases 371 to 994 code for a protein of 207 amino acids. The transcript has 4 exons. Lineage: Eukaryota; Metazoa; Chordata; Actinopteri; Spariformes; Sparidae. Gene Ontology annotation, biological process: DNA-templated transcription.